This is a messenger RNA of Penicillium cosmopolitanum, 1848 nucleotides long. RefSeq names its product Major facilitator superfamily domain general substrate transporter. Gene Ontology annotation, molecular function: myo-inositol:proton symporter activity. The transcript is spliced from 5 exons. Gene Ontology annotation, cellular component: membrane. Gene Ontology annotation, biological process: transmembrane transport. The record is from RefSeq and is a predicted model, not a curated record. Bases 1 to 1848 code for a protein of 615 amino acids. Lineage: Eukaryota; Fungi; Ascomycota; Eurotiomycetes; Eurotiales; Aspergillaceae.
AUGUUCAAGCAAGGCGGCGGUAUGGUCGAGCAAGAUGAGAAUAUCGACGAAACGCCCCGCGAGAAGUUCGUGCCCCAGCGGACCCUCGGCACAGCAGCCGAGCGCGCGCGACGCAAUCUUAACGCUAAGCUCUCGAAUCCCCUUGCUGGAUACAGUCAUUCGGAGCUCCGCAAGCAGGGUCGUGCUUUUGCGAUGAUGCACGAGAUGGGCGAUGAGACCGAUAUCAGGGCCUUUGAGCUGGGCGCUGUACUCGCUCAAUCGCCCGAACGAUUUGAAAAUGUCGCCGGGCUGACACCGCAAGAAAAGGAUGUUUUGCGACAUGAGUUCACACAUCGGUGGUCGCAACCAUGGAAGAUGUAUGCUGUUAUUGCCCUCUGCUCGCUUUCUGCAGCUGUUCAGGGAAUGGACGAAACGGUCGUCAACGGAGCACAAAUCUGGUAUAAACACCAGUUCGGUAUCGCCACAGAAGCUCGGAGAGACACAUGGUUGGUGGGUUUGGUCAAUGCCGCACCUUACCUUUGCUGCGCAUUCGUUGGAUGCUGGCUCACAGUUCCAUUCAACCACUGGUUCGGUCGACGGGGUACAAUAUUCAUCACAUGUUGCUUCAGCGCGAUAGCGUGUCUCUGGCAAGGAUUCGUGAAUACUUGGUGGUCCAUGUUUGUCGCCCGCUUUGCACUUGGCUUCGGUAUAGGCCCAAAGUCGGCGACAGUUCCGAUCUAUGCUGCAGAGACUGCGCCUCCCGCCAUCCGUGGUGCAUUGGUGAUGCAGUGGCAGAUGUGGACAGCGUUCGGUAUUAUGCUCGGAUAUGCCGCGGAUCUAAUAUUCUACAAGGUCGCGGACCCCGUCGGCAUAGUGGGAAUGAACUGGCGUCUCAUGAUGGCCUCAGCAAUGUUCCCGGCACUGGUCUCCCCGCGUUGGUAUAUGAGCAAAAAGCAAUACUACCGCGCGUAUGAGUCGAUAUGUACCCUGCGUCACCAUAGGAUUCAAGCGGCUCGUGAUUUGUACUACAUGCAUACCCUGCUGGAAGCCGAGAACAGUAUGAAGCUUGGACAACAUAAACUGUUGGAGCUCAUCACUGUUCCACGAAAUCGUAGGGCUAUGCUGGCAUCCGAAAUCGUCAUGUUCAUGCAACAGUUUUGCGGUGUCAAUGUUAUCGCAUACUACUCAUCUGAGAUAUUUUUGGAAGCAAAUUUCUCCCCUGCUGCCGCGCUUGCAGCAUCUUUCGGAUGGGGUGUGAUUAACUGGCUCUUCGCUAUACCAGCUGUCUACACAAUCGACACUUUCGGUCGACGAAAUCUCCUACUCACAACGUUCCCUCUCAUGGCACUAGCAAUGUUCUUCACCGGUUUCAGUUUUUGGAUACCAGAAACCAGUCACGCUGCUCGGACAGGCUGCAUCGCCCUGGGCACAUACCUCUUUGGUGUUGUAUACUCCCCCGGAGAGGGCCCAGUCCCUUUCACAUAUUCCGCGGAGGCUUACCCACUGUACGUGCGAUCAUACGGAAUGGCUCUCGCGACCGCGACAACAUGGUUCUUCAACUUUGUAUUGGGAGUGACCUGGCCAUCCUUGCGAAAUGCCUUCACGGCUCAGGGUGGGUUCGCAUGGUAUGCCGGGUGGUGCAUCGUCGGAUGGUGGCUCGUUCUGCUCUUCAUGCCGGAAACUAAGAACAAGACACUGGAAGAGCUGGAUCAAGUGUUUAGUGUACCGACGCGUUUCCAUGCACAGUAUGGACUCCGUCAGAUUCGUUACUUUUUUAAAAGGUAUUUGCUUCGAAAGGAUGUGCGCCCGGAGAUUCUAUAUGAGCGGGAGGAUGCUGCACCAACACAGGAUGUGGGAUAUAAUGCAUGA